UACUUCUUCAGAAAUUCAGAAUUUAGUAUCAACUAUCUAAUAGUUCGUUCUUCGAUAUCAUUUGGCACGAUUCAAUGUAUUCAGGUUUUACUAUUUUAGCUCAACAAUUCAACUAUUUCAUUAAAAUAUUAAUUAUUCUUCAGUAGGUACUUCAGUUAUUUUUUAUAUUUAAAAAAAAUUGUCAAUGUGUUUAAAAUAACAAAACAAGAUUUUUGUGCGGUUGUUGUUACUAUCCCUUCCUGCGUUAUUCACCUUAAAGGACAGAUGCUUUUCGAGAUGGCACUAGAGGCGACAAUUGAUCAACAGAAUUUAAUGUUCAACCCGGCCAAAUUGCAUUCUUCUAUAAAGAUACCGUUUCCGAAAUCUUCGUCGAUUGAAAAUGAAUACUUUGUUUAUCAUCAGGCUGAUCUGUUUUCUCAGAGUUUCUCAGCGAUUGAAGGCAUACGCCGGAUGGGGAAACUGUGUGAUGUCACACUGAAAGUAGAAAACAUGUCAUUUAGUGCCCAUCGCAUAGUAUUAGCUGCUACGGUACCCUAUUUUAAUGCUAUGUUCACGCACAACAUGAUUGAAAGUACCCAGAAAGACAUUGUGAUGCAUGGAAUUGAUCCUGAAGCAUUGGAAGCAUUAAUUAAUUUUGCAUACAGUGGUCGAAUAUCAAUAAAUGUCAAUAAUGUUCAGUCACUAUUAAUUGGAGCUUCAUUUUUGCAGUUGAAAUGGGUGCGAAAUGCUUGUGCAACAUUCAUUAAAGAGAGGUUUCACCAAAAUAAUGUUUUAAAAGUACGUACAUUAGCUGAUUCAUUGGGGUGCUAUGGCUUAAUGACUGAUUCUAAUAGAUAUAUAGCUCAGUAUUUUCCUGAUAUAUCACUAUCUGAAGACUUUUUAAAUCUCAAUAUUUCUGAAAUAAUUGACAUAGUCAAUAAAGAUGAACUACAGGCAUCUGAAGAACAGGUAUUCGAAGCAACUAUUCGCUGGGUGAAACAAGAUGAAUUGAGACAAGAAUGUUUUCCUCAAUUGCUUGCUGCUGUAAGGUUACCAUUACUUUCACCUCAUUACUUGGCUGAUCGAGUUGCCACUGAAGAAUUAAUUAGAUCAUCUCACGAAUGCAGAGAUUUAUUAGAUGAAGCUAAAGACUACCAUUUAAUGCCUGAAAGAAGACUUUUGUUACAAAGUUUUCGCACUAGACCUCGCUGUGUCAGUUAUAUACGUGGACACAUAUAUGCAGUUGGUGGACUUACAAAAUCAGGCGAUUCACUAAGUACCGUAGAAGUCUAUAAUCCCUUGACUGAACGAUGGGAGCUUGCAGAAGCUAUGAGCAUACUGCGUAGUAGAGUUGGAGUAGCUGUACUAAAUAAUAAAUUAUAUGCGUUUGGUGGCUAUAAUGGAAUCGAAAGACUAUCUUCAGUAGAAGUAUUUGAUCCUGCUACAAAAUCUUGGAAUAUAGUUUCACCAAUGCAUCGAAAGCGCAGCGCUCUUGGAGCAGCUGCACUAAAUGAUCGACUUUACGUUUGUGGAGGUUUUGAUGGAGUCAGUUCAUUAAAUAUUGUUGAAUGUUAUCAACCUGAUUUAGAUCGUUGGACAAUCAUUACACCAAUGCAAAAACAUCGAAGUGCUGGCGGUGUAGUAGCUUUUGAUGGUUAUAUAUAUAUUCUGGGAGGUCACGAUGGUCUAAGUAUUUUUGACUCUGUUGAACGGUAUGAUACAUAUACAGGCCAAUGGCUAUCUGUAACACCUAUGUUAAUGAAACGUUGUCGCUUAGGAGUAGCCACAUUGAAUGGUAAACUUUAUGCUUGUGGAGGAUAUGAUGGAUCAACAUUUUUACAAACUGUUGAAGAAUAUGAUCCUCAGACAGACAAGUGGAGAUUUGUGGCUUCAAUGAACGUGACAAGGAGCCGCGUGGCUCUAGUAGCCAAUGCUGGAAAAUUGUGGGCCAUUGGUGGGUAUGAUGGAUUUCUGAAUCUACCCACUGUAGAAGUGUACGACCCGAAAGCUGACUGCUGGACAUUUGCAGCUUCCAUGUGUGCCCAUGAAGGUGGAGUCGGAGUCGGUGUCAUACCCAUACAAGAGUCAGAAGUUCCAUGAAUAUGUUUGUCUGUUGUGGUUAAUAUAAUAAUAACAGUACCAUCUAUAAUAUCUACUCGCGGUGAAAGCGGUAGAAUAGGUAACAAAUGGAUUUGGUAAAAACAAAAACAAUGUCGUGCAUCAUAUUAUUUAUUUUGAGUGUUGACUGAUAGUUUUUGUCACAUUUUGGAUGACGAUAUCACUGUGUAAACUAUAUUAAUUUGUUUAUUAAACACUCAUUCCAAAUAGGGUAACAGUUGAUAUUAAAAAAGUUGUAUUCAGCCCCAAAACAGAUUUUAUAAGUGUAAAUUAGUCUGCUUAUCUCCAUGAAUGUAUUUAUGUCCUCUGAAAAUAUUUAAAUUGUACCACUGCUUGCCAGGAGUUCAAUAUUGCUUCUCACUAGUUUUUAUUUGGUCAAACUUUCCUGUAUAAAAUAUAAGUUCUUAUACUGUGAUAAAUUUUUGUUAGCUCCCACUCCUAUAUUGUGUUACCUACCCAUUUAUUAAUAGAAAAUUGCUUAAAUGAUAAAUGUAUGUGAGACAUACUGUGGUAUUAAGUAACCAGGGGUAUUUUGUAAUACCGAAUCAAACAUGUAUAUAUAAGUACGUAAUGUUAUCGUUAAAUUAAAUUAUGUAAAUUUAAGUCGAAAACCUAUUGUCCUAACCUAUAACUGUGAAAUUUGUUACUCUACAUUACUAAAAAUGUUGUUAUUUUGUUUUAAAAUGUAUAACAUAAUGACUAAUAAUAUUACAUAAUAUGUUUUCUGAACCUAUGUUGGUUUUGUGCUCUUAUAAGAAUUUUUACUUUUUUUUUAUUUAGAUGUAUAUUAUAUGUGUUAAAAGUGA
Messenger RNA from Myzus persicae (green peach aphid), 2903 nucleotides. It is a transcript of the gene KLHL18, whose product is annotated as kelch-like protein 18. The transcript has 11 exons. The record is from RefSeq and is a predicted model, not a curated record. Bases 265 to 2079 code for a protein of 604 amino acids. Gene Ontology annotation, molecular function: protein binding. NCBI's taxonomy places the organism in Eukaryota, Metazoa, Arthropoda, Insecta, Hemiptera, Aphididae.